Messenger RNA from Akanthomyces muscarius, 570 nucleotides. RefSeq lists its product as uncharacterized. The coding region runs from base 1 to 570 and encodes 189 amino acids. NCBI's taxonomy places the organism in Eukaryota, Fungi, Ascomycota, Sordariomycetes, Hypocreales, Cordycipitaceae. The transcript has a single exon. Gene Ontology annotation, molecular function: acyltransferase activity, transferring groups other than amino-acyl groups. The record is from RefSeq and is a predicted model, not a curated record.
AUGACAACCUCAGCAACCCUCCCCCUCGUGCCCUCCGUCCGCCGCGCCCAUCCCAACGAGGCCGCCCUCCUCACCGACCUCGCCCUCGCCGCCAAAGCCCACUGGGGGUACUCCCCCUCGUUCAUGGCCGCCGCCGCCGCCGAGCUCACCAUCACCGCCUCUGACAUUUCCCAGUACGACAUCCACGUCGCCGUCCUCCUCUCCCCGUCAGAGCCCUCCCCCCCCGUCGGCGUCUACCGCCUCACGCCUCUGGCUGCCGCCGACGGGGACGGGUUCGACGGCGAGCUCAGCUACCUCUGGGUCCACCCGUCGCGCAUCCGCCACGGGCUCGGCAGCCUGCUGUGGGAGGACGCGAUGCGGCGCGCCGCCGCCGCGGGCGUGGCCCGGCUGUCCGUCGACGCGGACCCGCACGCCGAGGGCUUCUACGUGAGGAUGGGCGCGGAGCGGUACGGCGAGGUGCCGAGCAGGAGCGUGCCGGGACGGAUGCUGCCGCUCAUGGCGGUGGAUGUCGGAAGAGCGCUCGCGGUGAUUGAGGAAAGGAAGAAGGAGAAGGAGAAGAAUGCAGUCUAG